CUAGUCAGGAGGGGGUUUCAACUUUUCGAGCGCACAGGGGUGACUCAGGAGACCGCCGUGGCGUGAUUCGGGAAAGCUGGUUUCAUGGCGUCGUCGCGAAGAUAAUUGCGACGAAAAUAUCUCCGAGGGUUGGCGACUGUUCGCAGAAAUGUUGCGAAGGGCAGGAACUUUUCUGGGCUCUAGGGAGCAGGUUUACCACCAAGAGUAGGGGCUUGCGCAGGACUGUUGGCCCAAAGGCGUGGGAAGAUGCAAGAGGGCUGCAUUACAGGCGAGGAAGACGUAUGAUAUAGUUUAGCGAGGGCACUUUGUGUCAAAGAAUGGAAGAGCAGGUCCAGCAGGGAGAGAUGGACAACGAGCUGGAUGGAUAUCAGAUUUUGAGGAGAAUGGGAGAGGGUGCUCAAGGGCGGAUCUUUUUGGUGAGGGAGAAACCGGAAGAUGGCCCAGGGGCGGGGAGCAGGAAGAAGGAGUGGGUCAUGAAGAUGGUUUCGCUGCCUUCCAAGUUCCCCCAACCUCAGCAGUAUGAGGAUGCCAUCAGAGAGGGCUCUACGAUGCAGUAUCUGCACCAUCCUUGUGUUGUUUCAUGCAAGGAGAGCUUCGUGCAUGAGCAGCAGACUCUGUGUAUUGUCAUGGAGCAUUGCAAGGGCGGCGACUUGUGCACGCGGAUCAAGCAGCAGGCAGAGUUGGGACAAAGCUUUCCAGAGGACCUUGUCACUGAUUGGCUGGUGCACACUCUUCUUGCGCUGGAGUACUUGCAUAAGCAGAGGAUUCUGCAUCGAGACAUCAAGUCUGAGAACAUCUUCUUGCAUCAACCUCUCAGUGGGGGGCCUCAGAUCAUCACUGCACAAUUGGGGGACUUUGGCAUAGCUCGUGUGUUGGACUCAUCUGACGCUCUAGCCUCAACGUUCGUCGGGACGCCAUACUACAUGUCCCCCGAGUUGUUCAAGGGGAGACCUUACAAUUACAAAACUGAUAUCUGGGCUCUUGGGUGCGUUCUCUACGAGUUGCUCUGCCUACGGCAACCCUUCAAAGCGAAAAACUUUCCGGACCUUGCGGCAGAGGUCACGAGGGGCCUCUACCCCCCAAUCCAAUCAAGCUAUAGUGCCGAGAUUCGGAACGUCGUCGCGUGCAUGCUCACGCUCGACCCGCAGCAUCGGCCCCUCGCCUCAGAGCUUUUGGAGCUGCCUUUCUUGAGGGCCCGUGCCAAGGCCUUCAUCACUGCGCACGCCACCGCCGCCCCCCCCCAGCACCGCCGCGGGGCCGGCCGCGCCUUCAACCCCGUGGUCCUUUACCACAGUCUCCGUGAUCAGGCGCGCCGCCUGCACCUCGUCUGCUCUCCCGAGCUCCGGGAGUCCGGCACAGAGACCGAGACCAGCACCUCCUCCGAUUGCUCUCCUGCACGCGGGCGCUACCCCGCGGAAAUGACACCUCCUCAGGCCCCUGAUCUUUACACGCGGGGGGGUCCCGCACCCUUCCCGGCCACCCCCCGGUUUGCGGAGUGGCCUCCCCAAAGCGGGGACGUUGGCGGGUCGUCCCCAAGCCCCCCACCGGAGCCGCGGCCGCCUUCUGGACGGCCGAGCGUCCUCUCCGACCCUCCACCCACGAGGGCGUCGCCGCUGUAUCGCCCAAUCCCGAUCCGGGCAGUGCCGUUCUGCCCCCCAAAUAUGCGGUACGAUCGAAAAGAGCCGUACGAAGAGGGGCCAGGGCCGCCCAACCGGAAGGGUCCCCCGGGCUGGAGUCUCUUGCACCGGCCGCCCAUGUACAAGGCCGAGUCCGCUCCGACGUGCUACCAUGUGACCUCGGGCGAAGACCUCUCGCGGAGCGGAUCGUCGUUGGAAGAUCAGUAUGGGCCCGGCGAGCCCGGGUGGAACGUCGACUCCAAGGGGUCCUCGAAUUGGGAGAACACGGGGAUGGACUAUUACGGCGAGGGGCUGGGCAACCCACGGGGCGUGCGGGAGAUGCGCGAGGCGCGGGUGAAGCGGCGGGAAGUCACGGCGGCGCACCGCGCGCGGCGCUCGCCGCGGAGCCCCCAGCAGGCGAGCCUGAUCGAGGCGCUCGACCGCGACAUGAUUCUUGGUGACGACGAGGCCGAAGACAAGGAAGUGGUCCACGUGUUCCACGUGGACGCGUCUAGUUCGUCCCCCGAGCUCAACGAAGAAGGGUACGAGGUGAUUGGGUGCAGCUCUGCAGUCUUCCCCAGUGCUACUCGGACGCACCACCGCGGGUCCGUUUCGGACGGUCACCAGGUGUUCGGCAUCUGGCCCGUUUCGGACGCUGACUUCGGGAGCUCCGGCGGUCGGACGUCCAGCGCCCGCCCAAUGCCUUUCGCGGCCUAUGUGUCCGAAGGAAAGGCCCCCAGUGCGUUCUCGGUGUAUCGGCGACCUCCCCAGGCUGCUUCUUCAUGGAAGGCGUACGAGCCAGCGGGUCGAGCUUUGGAAAAUGUCGGGAAGGCGGGGAUGCGCCCCGCCCCCCUGCCGUUGCGACCGGACACUGUCAGCCCCCACAAGCCACUCAGGCAGCCUGUCAGCGACAGCGCCUUACUCCUGACCCCUGAAUGCGUCACGGUCCAGUACAAGAGCCCCUCACCGCCCAUCGGGCCCCCGCCAAAGUCCCUACGACCCGCGGUCACUGUUCGGUCGCGGAGGGCCGUGAAUCCCGCCAAUGCCCCCUCCAGAGAACCAACCCCUCCCCAUGACCUGAACGGCCAACCCUCACGUGUCCGGAUGUCAAGACCUUACGCAGCUGCGGACGCGACACCUCCGGGAAGCCGCUCGGAGGGGUCGGGGGAUCCCCCUGCCAGCGACGGCCGCUCGACCAGCCCCGAGGAAGGGGAGGCCGAGGGCCGGAACGGAUCUUCCCAGGGGAGAGAUAGCAACGGGUCAUCCGGGGGGGGGAGUUCGACGGAGGCGCGGAGCGCGUCGAGCAGUGAGACCGUUCAUGGGGGGUCGGGGUCGAGCAGCAGUAUGAGCAGCAAGCAUUUCGACAUUGCGGUGUCGCAGGCGGUGCGCGAGGAGACGGCUCGGAGGAUCGAGCGAGGGGCGGCGACCGUGCGGAGAGAGCGAGCAACCAGGGACGGGUCGUUUGGGGGCGCGACGAGCGCUGGCGAGUACGCGCAAGUUAGACCCAGGGGGCGGAGUCUGAAAGAGGCCUCCGGGGAGUUUCUGCUGCAAAACCGGCGGCACCAUAGUGAAGGGGAGUGCGCGCUGGCGCAAGGGCUGCCGGCGGCCCAGCCAAGCGAGCGCCGGGGGAGCAGUGUGUUGGAGAGACCGCCGAGAGCGAGCAAGGGAGGUCUGGCGGAGGGUGCCGUGUCGCAGGGGGAGGAGACGGAGAGGAUACGCUAUGGGGCGGGGCUGGGAAGCGACACGACAACUUCCCACCAUCCCAUCGUUAGAGCGGUGUCCUCCGUAUCGGAGGGCGCCCGCGAUCUUCCUGCCCGGACGGGCCACUUCGUCCGGAGAGCGCACCACUCGACGGCCGCCGGAAGCGCGCCGCUCGCUCGCGCGCCCGUGAACAAGGCCCCCGUGUCCGCCAGCGCCCCACCCAGUGCCAGGCACAGCCUCGGAGGCCCUGUUUCCGGCGACGUGAACAGCGUCCCGCGGGCGUUUCAGCGGGGCGCGGCGUACUACUCCGACGGCGGGGACGACUGGAACGAGCCGUCCACGUCCGGCCAGAUGGCAGUCGAUGAUAGGCGGAGGAAGGCGGGUUUGCGGCCGCGCGAGCACCCGCUGUUUGCGGACCGGACGGAAGGGAGGGCGCGGUUCGAGUACGAUCUUGCGCACAUGCACGAAGGGGGGCAGAACGCGCGGAGAUGCACGAUAGGCACUCCCGGGGGGGUGCUGAAAGAUGGGGUCAGUAGCCAGGCGAUUGUGAAGGAGUCGUCGGCUUACCAGGCGCCGUUGUUACAUAAUGAGGCGAGAGGGGCGAGACGCAGUUGGAAAGAAGAGGCCAGGUCUGCGGGCGUGGAGUGGUGGCGGCUGCCGCCGAUAACGAACCCCCCGCAGCAGAGCCUAGAAGGGGGUAGACCGCGCGGGAUUAACCCGCAGCGUACCGCAAUGGUAUUGUCUUAGCAGCACGCUUCUGGAGCGUAGGAAUUUUGGACUAACGCGGUGCAUGCGCACUCUUACGGUUGCUUCUGGACGGGCAGGUAGACGCGAAAAGCUGCGCAGAGAUACGCUAACGUCAGGUUAGAGUUCAAGAGAUUACUUAGGGCAACGCUUAAGCCGAGGUCUCUUGACUUUGGGGGGCUGGAGACGGGAAAACCGUAGGUUUUUUCUCGUUGUGUGUGGGAGUUUGGAAGAGGUUUAGAAACAAUCAUAAAGACCUUGCUGGUAUACAUAGAUGGUUUUGGGGUGCGCCCUUACACAAACAAGAAUCCAAGUGAAGGUCAAAGGAGACGAGGGGGAGGAACAUCGUCGAGCUUAUUGCCGAGUCAAUGUUGUAGUUUAGCACGGAUCAGGUUUUUCUAGCUAGGUCGACUGGUUAACGUCCCUUCCGGGUCACGUCUUUGGGACGCUGUGCUAAUUGCGUAGUUCGUUGGCAACUACUUUUGGAUAACUUUGUUCUCGG
This is a messenger RNA of Klebsormidium nitens, 4563 nucleotides long. The record is from the annotation of a GenBank genome assembly. Lineage: Eukaryota; Viridiplantae; Streptophyta; Klebsormidiophyceae; Klebsormidiales; Klebsormidiaceae.